This is a messenger RNA of Exaiptasia diaphana, 7061 nucleotides long. Its product is annotated as TOG array regulator of axonemal microtubules protein 1. Bases 200 to 6139 code for a protein of 1979 amino acids. Gene Ontology annotation, biological process: microtubule cytoskeleton organization. Lineage: Eukaryota; Metazoa; Cnidaria; Anthozoa; Actiniaria; Aiptasiidae. The transcript has 19 exons. Gene Ontology annotation, molecular function: microtubule binding. The record is from RefSeq and is a predicted model, not a curated record. Gene Ontology annotation, cellular component: cilium; cytoplasmic microtubule.
UUUGUGGAAUUUUGACACAAACUCUACUCCUCUUUGUAGAUUUACACGUAUUUUUCAAUGAAUUUCUUCUUGACAGCGAAUUUGCAGGCUGCGAGUAUUUCAACUCCUUAGCUCUAGGACUCCAGCAGAUGUCAGGGUCGUGUUUUUAUUAGUAGAAAUGGUUGAACCGUUGCGCUAGCUGAGCUAUCACGAUGCAUUUAUGGCUGGCGGUGGUCGUGUUGCCAAGCUGGAAACACGGUCUAUGAUCACUCAGCCUGAUGAAGUGUACUCACAAGCUAUGGAUGAAAAUGCAGUAUUGGGAGGGUUAAAAGAUAAAGGGAAUCCCGCUCGAAGGGCAGCAGUUAUCGAAGAGUUAAGAGCAAGUGUUCGGCGUAAUGGAGGACAUCUACUAUUUGAAGAUCGUCAUAGUUUAUUUCAUGUUUUUCAGAGUUCUUUGUGCGAUAAUGACCCAAAUGUUCGUCUACGAUGCAUCGAGUUUAUCUCAGAGAUUGUGCCCGAGUUUGGCACCGACCUCGACAACUGUAUGUCGCUUAUUCUGCCGCAGUUGGUAUCAAACCUUGGCAACCACACUGUCAGUGUGAAGAAAUCAGCGAUUCAAACUUUACAUGUCUACAUGAGAAACUCGAGCAAUGUUGGAGCUGUUUUCAACGCAAUUAUUGAACACGGCUUAGAGAGCGAAGAUAAAAGAACACGAACUGAAAGUCUUGUAGCUUUGCCGAUUCUAAUUACACCGAAUCUAGCGCWUGAAGAUCUUUUUGUUCUGACCAAAGCGCUGGUUGGAAUACUGGAGAGCGCUUCGCGACCCGAACCAACUGUACUUUCUCUUGACAGAAUUCGCAAUGUUGUCGGCGAAGAAAAAUUUGAUGACUAUCUUCGUCGAUUGCCAGUCACUCAGCAAAAGCUAUGUGCUCAAGCAAUUCAAAAUUGGGGACAUUUUUAUCGAGAAGAUAUGGAAAAGAUUAAUUUGCGAAAGGCAAAAAGCGCCAGCCAUAUCAGCACCAAUGGUGUAGUUGUGGAGGACGAGGAGACAUAUACGAACGGAGAGAAACAUAAUUUAGACCGUGGUCAUACAAUAGCAGUGACAAAAGGAUAUGUAGCGAAAGAAAGUUUUCAUCCAAGAAACGAGGAAGUUGAGUUUGGCUUUGUACCGCAAUCGAUUAUUGUAAAAUUGAAAGAUCAGAGUAACUGGAGAGUUCGUGCUCAGGGGAUUGAGGAACUAAAAAAUGCUAUGGGUUACCUUGGAGACCCAUCGCCCGUUCUCCCGCAUCUAGCAUCUUUGUUUGGAUUACUACUUGAUUUUUUAGACGAUAUCAAUUUUAAAAUCACAGUAACUAGCCUUCAAAUAAUCGGACUUUUGAUUGCUAAACUUGGCCCAAAUGUUGAACCAUUUCUCAAGCCUCUUGUCAACACCCUGACUAACAAGCUUGGGGACAAUAAAAUAGUUAUACGACAAGAAAAUAUGAGAGUUCUCAUGCACCUUAUGCAGAUCUUGUCCCCCAAACCUGUACUAAGUGUACUGACUGCAAGCCUUCAACACCCAAAAUCAAAAGUCAGGGAAGAAACUCUGAAUGUUGUUAUAGGAGCAUUGCUAACAUUUCCUCGUUCGGAUUUUGAUCUCCCUGAACUUACAAAUGCUAUUGCCCCUGCACUUGCGGAUAGUAAACGUAAAGUGAGACAAGCUGCACUWGAAGCAUUUGCCGUUAUUGCUCAAGCAAUGGGACCUGGACAUCUAAGGCCRAUUGUUUCAGCCGUCGACAAAAUAGARCUUACAAAAGGUGGCGAUGGCGUAAUGGCUGCUGUACAAGCAAGGCUUGCACGUCGGCAACUUCCAAGAUUAAAUAGUGAUGGUUUAGUUGAAUAUGCAAUUCCUGUACCCACUUCUGGUACUGUGCGGGGRCAGAGCAGUGGUCCACGGGGAGCUGAUAUUGARUGGGUAAUGGCUGGAACAGGCGGAAAUAGUUCUGCCGAUGUGACAAAUUCUGCACGCUCCACACCUGGUUUGAAUGAUUCUAUGAAUAACUCUGGUCCUAGUCCAAGGAGAUAUUAYAGUGCUGGAAAAAAUAGACUACCAUGGGAAGAACACAAAGACACAUCACUACAGGGUGACUCUACAGAACAAAAACCUCAACUUGUAAAGAAUUCCUGGGUUCCUGGAGACCUUGUGAACGACCGUUCRCCAAAGAGAGGUGGUCCACAACGACCAGCAAACAUCAACACCCCUAAUAGUGCACCAACAAGCACCUCUAAGCUUACCACUUCAUCGUACACUGAAAAGUUCCURCGUAAUCGCAAUGCACAUCAGUCACCAGCAGAUAGUCACAUGCCCAAACCUCCAGACUCAAGCUCUUCYUCUUCAUCGUCGUCUUCGUAUGCUGAGAUUCACCGCAGCAAAGUAAAGAAGGAGAAAACAAAACCCAAUUUAAACGCAACUGCUCCYGCAUCUAGUGGAUCUGGCUCAAGUUCUGUGGGAGCAGGGGGRAGUUAUGCCUUGCKGUAYAAGCGAGGAACUAUCCACGCCAAGCCCAARGCUAGCAGCAGUGCAGAACCCGCCAUCGGAGAAGUGCAACCYAAGGAGACAUUAACAAGAAAUGCACACUCWACCACACCCACGGCUUUGCCCUCCCAUGCAGGGUUUGUACCUGCAGACGAUGACUUGUUUUUCUCACAAAGGAAGAGCUAUCCAAAUGCGCUGUCGUAUUCCUGGCCUGACUGGACAGAYGCUUCAUCUGGUAGACCAUUUGGACGGCUAUCACCAGUGUCACACGGUCAUGUUCCAAAUACAGAUUUCGACUCGGGAUUUGACGUUGAUCCUGAUGGAAAGAGAAGUGAACCUCACACUCCAGUUCACAUAAAACCUCAGCUUGCUCGUUCUGCGUCGAAAAUCCGCGGACUUAAAAAUCCUGAUUUAGUUGAUGGCAUUACAGGAAUAGAUCCGUUUGAAAGGUCCACACCUCUCGCUCCAGUUAUCAAUUCACCUGGAAAUGCACUGGACACAUCUCAGCCACAUAAGGACUCUCUUAAACAAGUCCACGAUCAAGUGAACCGAAGAGCCCAAAGGGUACCCCCUGUCGGGAGUGAAACCAACGAAAUCAACUCCUAUUCAUCUCUGAAUUCCUCCAAUGGUUUAACGAAAGCUAACGGAGCCGACUCGUCCAAUGAAAUAUUAYCAAACAAGGACUCUCCGUUCAGCAGUAAACCCCGUAUGGCGAGGACUCCUGUUCAAUCUAAACGCACCCACGCAACGCAGCCAACGCCUGGGCACAUCAAACAGAAUUCUACGGAUAACCUGGACAUCAAAGGAGUCAAGAUCAAGUCCAAAGACAUUGGCGAUAAACACCCCGCUUUGAAUUCUGGGAAAUCAGGGGACAAUCUCUCGAAUGUGACGUCUGKCGUUGGGAGUAGCAUAUCAGGCAGCGAAGGGACCACUGACAUGCGCAACGUGUCCGUAGUUGGGCAAGGUAUUGUGGGCCUCGAGAAGGAAAGAACAGAUUCUAUCGAUGAUAAAGUUGGGACAGCAGAUAGGAAGAAACUUGUGUAUGAACCAGAGGAAUAUGACGACGACGAUGAUGAUGACGAUGACGAUGAUGAUGAGGACGAUGAUGAUGAUGAUGAUGAUGAAGAAGAUGACCAAGAGAACAGCGAUGAUGAAGAUGAGAAAGACGAUGACAUURUGCCGGACGAUUUGGAAAACAGCGACGAUAGCAGCGAUAGUGAUUCAGAUCUUGAGCUAGAAACUGGAGCUGAGGAAGGUAGGAAACGAGACAUGACUCCAAGRACCAUGAGGAAAAGUCUCUCGAAGUCUACACGAGAACGAAUGGAACGGAAAAGACAGAUGGAAGAAGAAAGACAACUCAAAGAGCAACAGCGAGUSGAGAGUCUUGARCGAGAAAAAGCCAGACAACUCAAGAUCAAGAAAGAAGAGGAAGAGCAUCUUAGRAAGAAAAUUAUGAAAGAGCAGCAGGARUUGGAGAGGAUGUUGCAAAAGAAAGAAAAAGAACGAGAGCUYGAGAAGCAAAAACAGAAACUUCUGCAAGAACAGCUCUUGCAACAAGAAAGAGCACUUACCGAGAGACUCUUGAAGCAACAGGAGGAACUUGAAGAAAUCGAAAGGGAAAAACAACGAGAGCGGGAAAGAGAAAAGGAAAGAAUGAAAGAGAAAAUGAAGCAAAAACAGCUAAGACUCCAGAAGGAGAGGGAAGAAGAAGAGGAUAAAAGAAAAGAAGAUGAAAGRAAGAAAGAAGAACUUUCUGGAAGGGCAAAGCUCAAUCAAAAGAAAGAGAUGGAGCUGAAGAAGAAAYUAGAGCUUGAAGAAUCCGAUAAGAGAAGACGGCAGCAACAAGCAUCAAAAGAUAUGAAAGAAACAUUAGAAGAUAAAGUCAAAGAUUUGAGUAUCACUGGUUCGAGUACACCCUUAAAGCARCCUUCGGGGAAAUCCUCAAGAAAGAAGAAUCAAAUGUCUUCUCCUCAUUCUGACCGAGACGAGUCUUACGCCACAACAGAAGAUCCUCAGGAUUCUCGCCGGCAUUUCUCUGCAUCGUCUGGUUCGUCGUCAGCUGCMAUAUGGGAAGUUUCUCUGGACGAUUUACAACCGUUUCCUAAUCCUGACUCUGCUAUUAAGAAUGCGUUUAAAUACUUGGCAAACACUGAAGACUGGGAAAGCAAAUGUGAAGGUCUACAGCUAAUCCGACGACUGUCUAAGAACCAUCCUGAUUCAUUUGGUCUGCAGUUGCACCCCGUCAUUCUUGCUGUCGUUGCUGAGGUAAAGAAUCUUCGUUCGCAAGUCAGUCGAGCUGCAAUCUGUUGCCUAGGYGAUAUGUUCACGUGUUUAGGUCGACAAAUGGACAUGGACCUGGAGGUAACAUGUAAGAUUCUACUGCUMAAGAGUGGCGAGACAAGCGGUUUUAUACGAGAUGAUGUUGAUAAAGCGAUGUCAGCCAUGGUUUGUAACGUAACUCCAACGCGCGCUCUUGUGGCAAUCACUUCCCAUGGAUGUGGAAAUCGUAGCGUAACUAUCCGUAAGACUGCGGCGCAAGUCCUCAGUGUGCUAGCGGAGAGAAUAGGAACCAAUCGAUUAAUGAGCGGAGCUAAAGAUGUUACGGACAAGAUACUACCAGCCGCUGCCCAGUUUGCUACCGAUGGUGGCUCAGAAACAAGAUAUUAUGGGCGAAAGAUUCUGUACACGAUACACGAGCAUCCUGAUUUCGACAAAUUGCUUAUGAAACACGUUGCAGCGAAUCAACAUCGUCAAAUACAAGAUAUCGUAGCGAMCAUGAAAACUAAGGGACUUGGUGAUCCCCCUAGCGACCAUACAUCAGCUCGUCAACGAAAACACCCUGGAAGCUCGCACAGUGGCAAAGGAUCAGUGAGAAGUAGUUACGAUCCUGGAAGUAGCGUGGUUAACUCACCAGUAGCCUCAAGGGAAUCAUCCCGCAGUGGCAAAUCACGUGACGUAGUUGAUGGCGAAGAACACAUUCCCGAGGUUCUAAGCUUGUUAUCUAGUAAUGACUGGAAAGAACGACUACAAGGGCUGGACCUAUUUGUAGAACUAGCAGAACGAAAUCCUCAGGGAUUGGGAGCCAAAUUUACCAAGGUUUUCGAYAAUUUUAUUCCAAGACUUACAGAUUCCAAUAGCAAGGUCAAUCUUUAUGCACUCCAAUGUCUACCGAAGAUCUUUCCAUCUAUGUCUGGCCAAUCAGGAGCGUUGGUUCCUCCAAUUGUCAAUGCAUUGACUUCUAAUUUAGCAUCUAAAAAUACGAGUAUAUUCAGCACUACUGACGAAGCUCUAACGGCAAUGACUACAUUUAUAGAUAACGUAUCCCUAGUGCAACCAUUUUGUACCACAUCGCAAUUUGGCAAUAGCAGAGURAAACCCAUCAUAAUAGAGAAAUUAUGUUUGAUAAUCGACAAGGUCCACGCCCGAAAACCMCAGGUCAUCAACCGGUAUGUAGUCCCUCUGAUUUGGCAACUUCUUGGCUCGACCAGUACUGGAAGCGCRGGAUCUGGUACCGGRGACAUCAAGAAUGCUACCGUUAGGCUUACUAAUGUUGUUUACUCUUGUAUGGGAAARGCCCUUGUAGAYCAAUCGUCUACUCAAGUGCCUAGAAUACAAGAGCGCUUGAAGGAUAUUAUAAGUGCUUGAUAAAGAAAUGGCUAGAUGUUUGAUCGYCAUUUUAAGUUAAUUUGCGUUGUAAUUGUACAUAAUACUUUUAUAAUUUUCGUAGAUUCAGGAAAUUGUGAAGGGAAAGAUAGUUUUCACUAAGUAUCACUACUGCGUGAAUACUUAAAAGUGCAUCGGCAAAAAUUUCCUUCUUUAAUUAAACCUUUUUCAGUGCUUCUAUCCCAGAAAUUUAACGCGGAAACUAAACACAUUUCCUGAGGUACACAGAUGGGCAAAAACAGCACAUUUAAAGGGGUACAAACUGUUUCGACUAAGUCUGUUGUUUUGAUUGGUCGCUACUCGGCCAAUCAAAGCGCGCGUACGAUUAUUUCAUAAAAUCAACGCUCACUAGUUUCAAUUUAUUUUAGAGAUUUAUAACGGGCACUUGCCAGGACGAAUACAUAAUAAGUGUUCAAUUACUAGCAAGAUUGGUUAUGUAAAGAGAGACAMAGAGCACUAUAUGUAAGAUAGAAGGCUCCUCUUAGCCUCCUCCGUAAAGAGAGUAACAGCGGAGGAGUCUACAUCAGGUUCCUAUGCACGCUUGUGCGCUAGACGUUAAACUCGAACGUAGAGAACGCAAAAUAUUUGGCAUUCUCAUAAUUUAUUUUGCGUAUACGUAUAAAUCACUCAAAAUUAGGCGUUUGGGAGUAAAAUGGUGGGCUUUCGAUUCGCUAGAGAUGAAUUAUAACUGUAAAAAUGCAUGUGGCGCACCAAGUUCAAGGGCUUUUUUUAAUUUAUGAAUAUUUUAUUAUUUUCCAUUGCUUGUGGUGUAUAAAUUARUACUCAAAGCCUUCAAUUCAAAGCAACGAAUCGUGUAAAUAAGUUGGCUUUGCGGUUAGUUCAAUGUGUGUAUUUAUAAGAACACUUAUAAAUAAAGAGUGCUACARUCUUGCUAUAUACUGAA